Messenger RNA from Gastrolobium bilobum, 1353 nucleotides. Its product is annotated as protein JASON. Gene Ontology annotation, biological process: male meiosis II. The transcript has 8 exons. The coding region runs from base 1 to 1353 and encodes 450 amino acids. The record is from RefSeq and is a predicted model, not a curated record. Lineage: Eukaryota; Viridiplantae; Streptophyta; Magnoliopsida; Fabales; Fabaceae.
AUGCUGUGGUGGGUGAAGCGUGGUCUAGGGUUUAUGCUACGGUUCUUCUUCCGAUCCUUCACCAGAGCCAUGGGCUGUUUCUUCGCUUGCUUCAGGAUCAGAGACAAUCGUCCCCUCCCCAAACAUCACCUGAUUUCCACCUCCUCUCGUUCCACUGAUGGUCUGAUAUCUCGAAAUCGGUUGUUCUCUUUAUUAUCUGAAGAGAGAGAAGAAUCUGCUGGGAAUGAUGGUGUGGGGUCUCAGGGAGGUGACCAGGGGCUUAAGGAUGAGGCCAAGUUUCUUAAAGCUUGUGGUACCUUAGCAGGAACCCCUGCUGAAAUUCGUAAAGCAUCCGAGAAACUGAAAGUGUCACCCUCUCGUGGUAAAGAUACAGACCCUCCAAAGUUCCAUUCUUGGCUUCCCAACACAUCUGUUGAGAAACUUCAGCUGGAUGUUCAACAAUUUCACCCACCAACUCCCAUAAAACUUUGCCAAGAAUGGGAAAAUAGCACGGAUUCUUUUGAGCACACACCAACCAGCUGUAUCUCCAAUGCAGAAGAUACUCCACAUGAUUCUCUUGAUAUUGAAGGAAGUCGGACUGGGACCCUUCAUGCUGCAGAUAGUACUGACAACAAUGCAGCUUCUGUUUCACCUAGGCCAGUCACAACCACUCAGAGGAAGAACAAAUCUGUUCGUUUUGAAUGUGAUACUGGCUCAUCAUCCUGCGGAAGCUCGUCUGAGCAGAGUGCAUACAAACCAUCACCCUAUCCUACUCCAUUGAAGUUAUUUGAUGAGAUGCAAACACCAGGAACAGUGUACCCUGUAUCAUCAGAAGAGUUACCAAAUGGUAGACCUCGAGUUCGGUCCCAGUUUGUGUAUCCAAUUUACAACCCAGGUGAGAAUGUCGUCCUUUGCAAGAUACUUGAGGAGAAAGUUUUUAAUCCUGAACAAGAUACAAGUGAGCUGAGUGAUUCUGUGGAGCAAGCUCAAAAUGCAAGUCCUACCCCAGAAAAAGGGUUGAAGAACAUUUCAAAUGAAAAUGGAUGCGAGGUUGAAGCAAGUUUAUCUUCUUGGUUGAAGCCUGUUGCUGCUCACUGGAAUGGAGUUGAGGAUUCUCAUAUUUCUCCUCCUAAGGUGUGGGAUGGCAAUGGCAUACCAAACUCAACCACUAAGUACAAGGAAGAUCAGAAAGUAAAGUGGCAUGCAACACCAUUUGAAGAGCGGUUGGAUAAGGCAUUGUCUGAGGAGAAUUUUAUCCCUCAAAGGAAGCUUGUUUGCGGAAAACCUGUGGAAUUUGAUGACAUUGAAGAAAGUGAUACUGCAUCAUCUCAGCUACAACCUUCAAGUCAUCCUCAGUCCGUGGUGUCAUUUUGA